Messenger RNA from Salarias fasciatus (jewelled blenny), 3430 nucleotides. It is a transcript of the gene nfs1, whose product is annotated as NFS1 cysteine desulfurase. Gene Ontology annotation, biological process: [2Fe-2S] cluster assembly. Gene Ontology annotation, cellular component: mitochondrion; nucleus; cytosol. Gene Ontology annotation, molecular function: cysteine desulfurase activity; pyridoxal phosphate binding. Bases 248 to 1597 code for a protein of 449 amino acids. NCBI's taxonomy places the organism in Eukaryota, Metazoa, Chordata, Actinopteri, Blenniiformes, Blenniidae. The record is from RefSeq and is a predicted model, not a curated record. The transcript has 13 exons.
ACGCUGUACUUGACGUCGACCGUCCGCAGCCUGGAGAAAAGUGACAGGCGGCAACGCAGCGGGCAUCAAACCGUACCUCACCGUGAACUUUUGUUGUUGAUCUCGACUUUUCUCCACAUUUGUUCACCUUCACCCGCGGCUGGAGCUGCCCCGGGUCGGCUCACGCUGCUUGCUUGUUUGUGCUCAACGUGCUGUUGUUGUUGACUGAGGUCAGCGGUUCUCCAGCUGAAGUCCAUCCGCCGACCAGAUGCUCUCCCCGGGCAGGACCGUCUCCUCUCGGCUGCUGAGGCCGGCCUCGUGGCUCCCUCUCCGGCUGGGUUGUGAGCGGACGGCCGCCAGCUCUUCACGACAAGAGUUGAUCAAGAAGCACGAACUGGAGAAAGAUGAGCUCCGCCCCCUCUACAUGGACUUCCAGGCUACUACACCCAUGGACCCCCGGGUGCUGGAUGCCAUGUUGCCGUACCAGGUGAAUUAUUAUGGUAACCCUCACUCCAGAACACAUGCCUACGGCUGGGAGAGCGAGACCGCCAUGGAGAAUGCCAGGAAGCAGGUUGCUGAUCUCAUUGGUGCCGAUCCCAGAGAGAUCAUUUUCACAAGCGGAGCCACCGAGUCCAACAACAUGGCCAUCAAGGGAGUGGCCAGGUUCUACCAGGCCAAAAAGCGCCAUGUGAUCACCACACAGACCGAACACAAGUGUGUGCUGGACUCCUGUCGAAUUCUGGAGUCAGAAGGAUUCGACAUUACCUACCUGCCUGUUCAACAGAACGGACUGGUGGACCUGGAGCUGUUGGAGGCGUCUAUUCGUCCCGACACCUCACUGGUAUCGAUAAUGACCGUCAACAAUGAGAUCGGCGUGAAGCAGCCCAUCAAAGAUAUUGGUCGGAUAUGUCGCUCCAAGGGAGUCUUCCUUCACACCGACGCUGCUCAAGCCGUUGGAAAGAUUCCCAUCAACGUCUCGGACUGGAAGAUUGAUCUGAUGUCCAUCAGCGGUCACAAGAUCUACGGACCAAAAGGUGUGGGCGCCCUGUAUGUGCGUCGCAGGCCACGCGUGCGUCUGGAGCCGCUGCAGAACGGAGGCGGACAGGAGAGGGGGCUGCGCUCCGGCACCGUCCCCACACCGCUGGCCGUCGGGCUGGGAGCCGCCUGCAGCAUCGCGCAGCAGGAGAUGGAGUACGACCAUCAGAGAGUGAGCUUGCUGGCCAACCGGCUGGUUCAGAGGAUCGUCUCUGAGAUUCCUGACGUCGUCAUGAACGGAGAUCCAGAACAACGCUACCCGGGCUGUAUCAACCUUUCCUUUGCCUAUGUGGAGGGAGAGAGUCUGCUGAUGGCACUGAAAGAUGUUGCUCUCUCAUCCGGCAGUGCGUGCACAUCGGCGUCUCUGGAGCCGUCCUACGUCCUCAGAGCCAUCGGAGCAGAUGAGGACCUGGCUCAUUCCUCCAUCAGGUUUGGUAUUGGCAGAUUCACCACAGAGGAAGAAGUGGAUUACACCGCAGAGAAAUGUAUCCAUCAGGUCCGCAGACUCAGAGAGAUGAGUCCUCUGUGGGAGAUGGUCCAGGAAGGCAUCGACCUGAAGAGCAUCAAGUGGACGCAGCACUAGACUUCCUCCACCUCUCGUCAGCUUCCUCUCCUGUAAAAGACAAAGGAAACCUAGGAUUGGACCUUCUUUUUUUUCCCAUACAGAAACACGCACAAGCUUCCUGUGUAACUUGAAGUCCAUUUUUAGUUAUGUUCCUCCACUUACUUUACCUGGAGAUGAUUUUUUUUUUCUUCCCUCUGGAGAGUUGAACACCACCACAGUCCCUGCUUCUGUUGCUCACCAGGUUGCUUCUGAAUAUUUACUGAGGAGUUGUCAGAGGUUGCGAUGGCCUUGAGGGAUUUUUGGCUGCAAACGUGUGUGUGAGUCACUCCAAAACAGUGGUGAAACGCUGACGGUCAAUUUGGAGCUUUGACGAACGUUAAGCUGCCUGCCACAAAAUUCAUGACACAAGUUCCUCGUGGAAAAAUUCCAAAACAAUCGGACUGCGGCAAUUUAACGAGCGAGAUUACACCAGCUGCUGCUACAUGUUACAUGUACCUUUUGGUCUUUACUUUUUAUGCACGUCCAUCUCAAUAAUGGAUGCAAAAGAAAUCCAUGUGACUUUCGUAUACAUGAUGUUAUGAUUCACCCUGCAUCCGUCAAACAUCAUAACAAGCCUGAUUUUCUGUAAUCUUACUUAAACUGACAAACCUCGGGAAACGUCUAUAAACAGCCUUGAACUCACGCAGUGUAACGGCAUCCUUUGUUUGUCUUUGUGGGGCCAUUAGCUUUCUGUAAGCCAGACAUCCUGAUCACUGGUUAACAGCGGGUUCAUUAAACUCUUUCACUCACUUCCGAGUCUUCUCAUGAAACAGGAGAUUCUGAUUGAAGCCGGUCACAUAUAGAAUGAUCAGACACAUGGUUGUGCAAUGUAAGAGGCAUAUUUACCCAUCUGGAAUAAGAUAUGUGAAAAAUUCAUAUUUAUACUUACUAAGUCAGAUUGCAGUAUGUAAUUUAUGUUUAUGAUAGUGUUGAGAAUGUAUAUUUUUAAAGCUACACUGUUGGUUACUAUUAUCAUUACUAUCAAUAAUAAUAUUGUUUCUGAAAUAACUUAAAAUCAAUAUCUCCCGAUAAGACACAGGCAGAAAAGAAACUGAUAAGAUCGAAGUGCUCCAGAACCUAUGUGCCACAGUUCAGAGAGCAAAGAACAACUGAGAAGAACUUUAAAAAGAAACUUAUAAACUAUGAUUUUGUAAAUUCAGAGACUGGUAUCAAUAAUUUGAGGUUCUGAAGCACCAUGAGGAAUAUAAAUGUGGUGAAAUAUUCCCAAUGUGAUGUUAAAUCCAGGCACGGCAGACUAAGUUAAUAACGAAGCUUUGAGCUUUCGCCAUCAAACCAUUCAGAUGAUAUGAAACAAAGGAAAGAGCAGCACUGUUUCAAAAAUAAAUAAAAUAACAGCAUUUCUCAAUUUACAGUGUGAUCGCAUUCCCCCUGAUAUUUUUAGUCUGUUUCCUCCAUCUCAGCUCUCAGUCUUUUGUAACAAUAACGUUUGAACAGUAUGUCAGUGUCACAUCAGCUCUUGGUGGAUGCAGUGUGAGCAGCAGCAGUGUGAUCAUUGUUCAUCAAAAUACAAGUUCACUGUGAAAAUAAGAUAAAAGCCAUAGUUCAGUCUUUGGUCACACACACCUCAGAGUGUUGGUGGAAAUGUGUUUGAUGAUCUCAAAGGUCUGAGCACAAACUGUACAGUUAUUAAAUGUGAAUCUCCACAAAAUGUCAGUAGAUUUAGAAAAGUCUUGCAUUGCACUGAUGUAGACUAAACCUCUGACCAUCAUAUUUACCAUCGUAUCUCCAGCUUCCAUGGUCUUCUGCUGUUACUCAUUGAUCCAGUGUUCAAUAAAGUUGCUGCUUCAUGAA